Messenger RNA from Cladophialophora carrionii CBS 160.54, 789 nucleotides. RefSeq lists its product as uncharacterized. The record is from RefSeq and is a predicted model, not a curated record. The coding region runs from base 1 to 789 and encodes 262 amino acids. Lineage: Eukaryota; Fungi; Ascomycota; Eurotiomycetes; Chaetothyriales; Herpotrichiellaceae. The transcript has a single exon.
AUGUCCGACGACCAUUCCGUGCUGGCAACGCACACCGCGGACCCGAGCACGACCUCUCAACCCUUCUCCACCCCACCAACCUCAUACACAUACUAUCAUGCCGGCCCACUGUUCACGAUCGCCGAACUACACACCAAUGCACUCCUCGCCCAAGCAAUUCAAUCCAUCUCCUCCGGCAAAUUCAUCCCCAUAUUGCCUCAAGACCUGGAACAACGCGACCUCUCCGCCCACGCCAUCAGAGAUGAAGACCUCCGCGCCCUCCUAUCCUGCGACCUGGCCCUCUUUACGUACGAUGGCGCAGAACUCGACGCCGGCACGGUCGUGGAGUACAUGGUCGCGAAGAUGGCGGACGUGCCCUCGGUGAUUCUGAGGACUGAUUUCCGGGGCGCGGGUGAUCAAGGCCAGAGCGGGACCGAGACAGGUGAUGCGUGGAAUCUGAUGAGUUCGAAUUGGCCGCGCACCGUCACGCUCAGCGUGAACUCCAUGGUCGGGUAUAAAUCGAGUUUGCAACGGACGAUGGUCGCGAAUCAAGGUCAGAGUGCGAGUGCGGCUGAACAGAAGAGGACUGUCGGAGAGAGUAUGAUUGCCGAGGUGGCGCAGAAGGUGGUGGAUGGGUUUGAGAGGGUCGUCAAGGAGAAGCCCCGAUUGCCCAAGGAAUUGAGGCGGAGCGUUUACCAGUGGCUGGCACUUAUGCCGGGAUUCAAGAAUGGUGGCAGCGAAGGGGAGGGAUUGAGUGUCGAGGCGUUCGCCAGAUUGAGCGACGACAAGGCCGCCAGAGGCCUGUUGUGA